Molecule: messenger RNA, 3738 nt
Organism: Teleopsis dalmanni
Lineage: Eukaryota; Metazoa; Arthropoda; Insecta; Diptera; Diopsidae
Product: zinc finger protein 845-like
Exons: 22
Coding region: 242-3373 (1043 amino acids)
Source: RefSeq, a predicted model, not a curated record
AAAAAAACUUAAUACCUUUCAAGUAAACAUGCAACAUUAAUUGCAACUCUGGUGUUGUUGCCUUUUUUGACACAUUUUAAAUCCAAAUAAUUUUUAUGUAGAAAAGUUGUAAUAAUAAUAAUAAUACGUUACCAGUAAAAUAAAAAUAGCUUACGUUAUAAGAAACUGGUGUUAGUGAAGAACUAUGUAUGAUAGUUAACGUAUAUAAGCAACCAGAGGGAAAUUAUUCUUAGAAAACUGAAUGUGCGAUUCUAUGAAAGAUGAAAAUAUAACGAUGGUGUCGAAAACUACUGUUCUCAAAAGUUUGGGUGAUGCCAUUAUAAACGAUCAGAUAUUUGUCAAAGAUAGCACACAAGAAAAUGUAACACAAUAUAUAAAAGAUGAAAUACCUGAAACAACUACAGCGAAGUUUUUAAUAGAAAACACUUUUAUUACGAUAGAAAAUUAUACCAUAAAAAGAGAGCCAGAAACUGUUGUUACUCAAACAUUAGGCAAUGGGUCUAUACCUGAUUCAUCACGAAUUGAAAGUGACGGUGUAGUACAAAUCACAAUAAAAGAUAAAGUAAUUGAGCCAGUUUUAAAAAAGCAUAAAGUGGAAAGAUGUCUUGCUUGUGACAUUUGUGGAAAAAAAUUUUUGUCAUUGGGUCCUUUAAAAGUUCAUCUCCGCUCUCAUACUGGGGAAAAACCCUACACUUGUACGGAAUGUAAUCAGAAUUUCUUCGUUAAGAGCUCACUUACACUUCAUAUGAGGCGACAUACCGGAGAGAAACCCUACACAUGCAAGGAAUGUGAUCAGAGUUUUUCUAUUAAGAGCUCACUAAAACGUCAUAUGAUCAGGCAUACUGGUGAAAAACUCUACGCAUGCACUGAAUGUGAUCAAAGCUUCUCUAUUAAAAAUUCACUUAAUCUUCACAUGAGGCGACAUACUGGUGAAAAACCUUAUAAAUGCACUGAAUGUGAACAAUGCUUUACUCGUAAAGAAGGACUCGAUAUUCAUAUGAAGCGACAUACUGGUGAAAAACCCUACAAAUGCACCGAAUGCAAUAAAAGUUUUGCCGUCAAGCAGGCACUCAAACACCAUUCAAGACAACAUACAGGUGAAAAGCCCUAUAAAUGUGAUGAAUGUGAUAAAACUUUUGCUGUUAAGCAAGGACUAAAUCUUCAUAUGCAGCAACAUACUGGAGGAAAACAUUUUACAUGCACCGAAUGCAAACAACAUUUUGCGCGUAAGCAUGCACUCAAUCUUCAUAUGAAACGGCAUACUGGUGAAAAGCCACACGUUUGCAAUGAAUGUGGAAAAUGUUUUCUACGCGCUAUUGAGUUACGUUACCAUAGUAAAACUCAUAUACGUCCAUUUGGCUGCGAUCAAUGUGAGGAAAAAUUCAAAACCUUCAAACAAUUAGAGCAGCAUAUCAAAAUUCAUUCUGCAAUACGCAAACGUAAAUAUAGAGUUCAAAAACAAAAAUUCAAAUGCAAAGAAUGCAAUGCGAUGUAUGAGACAAAGGAAGGACUUAAAAAUCAUUAUGAAAUCGGAGUUCAUAUAGAUAAAUAUACUAGCAGAAACCUUAAAGGAGUUAUUAAUCAAUGUUCAAUAAAUAAAGUAUUUGAAGCAACCGCGGAGAAAUUAUUAUUGGAAAAUGAAGUAUUUAUUAAAUUAGAAAAUGAAAGUAUAAAGAUGGGGACGACAGCUAAUGAUGAUCAGUCAUUCGAAAAUGAAGUUAUUGUGAAAAAAUUUAAAAAAGAUAAAGUACGCAAAAUAAGCACAGAGCAAUUGUUAUCAGAAAACGAAGCUGUUAUAACUCUAGAAAAUAAGACCAUGAAAACGGAACCAGACGCUACUGUUAUUGAGGCUUUACCUAGUACAAUUAUAGACGAUCAAAUUUCUUUCGAAGAUGUCGUUGCUAUAAAAGAAUUAAUAGAAGAGGAACGUAUGGAAACAACCACAAAGGAAUUAUCACAAUAUAAUGAAUUGGAUUCGUAUAUGCAUUUGGAGGAGCGUUAUUUUGCUUGUGACUUUUGUGAAAAGAAAUUACCCAAAUUGAGUGUACUGAAAAAGCAUCGUCGUUCUCAUACCGGCGAAAAGCCAUAUAACUGCCUUGAAUGCAAUAAAUGUUUUUCUGUUAAGGAGUCACUUAAUCGUCAUAUGAGGCAACACACUGGUAAAAAACCUUUCACAUGUACUAAAUGCAAACAAUGUUUUACUCGUAAGGAAGGCCUCGAGAUUCAUAUGAGACGGCAUACUGGAGAAAAACCAUAUUCAUGCACUGAGUGUACUAAUAGUUUUGCUGUUAAGCAGGCACUUAAACGUCAUAUGAGGCAACAUACUGGUGAAAAGCCCUAUAAAUGUACCGAAUGUUAUCAGAGUUUUCCUCUUAAGGAGACACUUAAUCUUCACAUAAAGCGACAUACUGGUGAAAAACCUUUCAAAUGCACUGAAUGUAAUCAAAGUUUUUCUGUUAAGGAGACACUCCAUCGUCAUUUAAAACGACAUACAGGGGAAAAAUCCCACAUAUGUACAGAAUGUAAUAAAAGAUUUGCUGUUAAGAAGGAACUUAAUUUACAUUUAAGGCGACAUACUGGCGAGAAACCAUACAAGUGUACUAAAUGUAAUCAAAGUUUCACGGCUAAGCGUUCACUCUACAAUCACAUGGCGCGGCACACUGGUGAAAAACCUUUCACAUGCACUGAAUGUAAUAAAAGUUUUUCUAUAAAAAGUUCACUUAAUCUCCACAUGAAGCGGCAUACUGGUGAAAAACAACAUGUUUGCAAUGAAUGUGGGAAACAAUUUCUACGCGCUUUUGAAUUACGUUAUCAUAGUAAAAUUCAUAUUUGUCUAUUUACCUGUGAUCAGUGUGAAACAAAAUUCAAAACUAAUAAGGAACUUGAAGAACAUGUCAGAAUACAUUCAUCUCAAAACAGACGAGAAAAUGAAUGUCAGGAACAUAAAUUCAAGUGCAAAGAAUGCAAUGCGACCUAUGCGACAAAGGAAGAACUUAAAAAUCAUUAUGGAAUAAGAGUUCAUAUGGAUAAAUAUCCUAACAGCAGCCUUAAAGAAGCAAUCACGGAGAAAAUAUUACCAGAAAAUGAAGUGUGCAAUUCAUUAGAAAAUAAAAGUUUAAAGGCGGAGCGUUUAAUCGAAGAUGAAGUUGUUGGAGAACAAUUUAUAAAAAAUGAAUUACCUGAAAGAAGUACAGAGGAAUUGUUAUUAGAAAACGAAGUAUAUACUAUUAUAAUGUUAGGAAAUGAGAGUAUAAGAAUGAGACCUGACCACAUUCCGUUUAAAGAUGACGUUACUAUACAACAACUUAUAAAAGAAGAAGCAAUUGAAACAAGUACAAACCAAUUAUUAUUAGAAAAUGAAGAGAACUCUUGACAUGAAAAAAUCAAUCUGAAAAUCGAACCAAAUUUUACUAUUCGUGAACCUCCGCUUGAUGGUAUCACUGAUGAUCAAUAAUUUAUAGAAACUGAAUUAUUUGAAACAAGUAUAGAGCAAUUGUUAUUAGAAAAUGAAAUUUACCGAUGUGACAAUAGAAAAUGAAAAUGUAAUUGUUGUUAUUAUAGAUGCUGUCAAUGAAUCUGAAUUUAAAUGAUAAGAACAAACUCAAAUAUAUCUGCAUGUUUUAUCUAAUGUUUUGGAAACUAAUUUCAAAUUUUUACUUAUUUAAAUUUUAGCUUGAAAGAUGUUUUUUGGGUUAUAUUAAGCAAGGACAAAACUACUUAUAUUAAAUGUGUACUGGU